GAGGCGCGCGGAUGUGGGCGGUGGCGCGGGCGCUGCUUGGCCCGGCGCGGCGGCGGGCGGCAGGGAGGGCUAUGGCGGAGCCCGCGGCCUCCUCAGCCUCCUCCGCGGCGCAUCGGAGGCCUAAGGACGUGCCGAGACACCUGUGGGCCCGCGAGCGGCGGCGCAGCGCGGGCACGGGCCUGGUGGGGCCCAACACCGUCUACGUGCAGGUGGUGGCGGCCGGGAGCCGCGACGCGGGCGCCGCCGUUUACGUCUUCUCCGAGUUCAACCGGUAUCUCUUCAACUGCGGCGAGGGCACGCAGCGCGCCAUGCAGGAGCACAAGUGAGUGGGGACAGCCGGGGGAGGGAGCGGCCCCGGGGCGGCCUCGGCCCCGCUCACCCGCGUCUCGCCCCGCAGGCUGAAGAUCUCCCACCUGGACAGCAUUUUUCUCAGCCGGGUGGCCUGGGCUAACGUCGGGGGGCUGCCAGGUAUGAUUCUCACGUUAAAGGCUAUAGGGCUUCAGAGAUGUGUUUUCCUGGGGCCACCGAAGCUGCAAAACUACUUGAAAGCCAUCCGACUCUUUCCCGGGCCCCUGAAAAGGAUGGAUUUAGCUGUGCAAUUGCACACGGAGCCUGAGUAUAAGGAUGAGACAAUGACAGUCCACCAAAUACCUCUUUUAGGAAAACCUCUAACUGCUGAAAGUACACCACCUCAGAGUCCUGGAGCAUCAACCCAAGAUGGAAAUAGCCCUAAAGGUGACACAGGGCCUGGAUCCCCAAGAGCUGCACAGCGAAACUUGGAGGAGAGCAAGGAAAAAGAAAAUCUCAAGAAAACAGGUGACAAACAGAAGAGUGCAAACAGGCAGCCCGAGGUGGUGAUGGCUUUCCUUUGUAAAAUUCACCCAAAGAAGGGGAAAUUCCUGGCAGCUAAAGCACAGGAGAUGGGCCUGCCAGUGGGAACUCCUGCCAUUCUUCCCAUCAUUACAGCUCUCAAAAAUGGGGAGAGCAUCACUUUUGAAGGCAGAGAGCUCUUCCCCGAAGAACUCUGCACCCCGACUGAUCCUGGCCCAGUGUUCAUUGUGCUGGAGUGUCCUCACGAGGGCUUUGUGGAUGCUGUCUGUGAAAAUGAGACCUUCCGAAGGUACCAGGAAGGGAUUCCUGAAAGCAAGGUGGCCUUGGUUAUUCACAUGACUCCAGAGUCGGUGCUUCGAGACUGCCGAUACCAGCAGUGGCUCGAAAGAUUUGGACCUGGAACUCAGCACUUGGUGCUCAAUGAGAGCUCCUCUGCAGUACACAACCCACGCAGCUACAAGAUCCAAACUCAGCUGAACCUUAUCCACCCUGAGAUCUUCCCUCUGCUCACCACCUACCAGAGCAAGGAAGAAGAGGCCGUGUGUAGCGUGCCCAUUGUGCGUGGAGAGUGCCUCUUGAAGUACCACUUUAGACCCCAACAGGAGUGGCAGAGAGAUGCUGUGACUGUCUGUGAUCACAAUGCAUUUGUAAGUGAAGCCUUGGAUCUCCCUGACUUCCAAACUCGUGUGAAAGAGUGCAAAGAGAACAUGCCUGCGGUACCAGGAAAUGUGGGUGCUUAUCCUGAAAUUGUAUUCUUGGGAACAGGAUCUGCAAUUCCAAUGAAAAUCCGAAAUGUCAGUUCCACGCUGGUAAAUACCAGCUCUACCCGCUCCCUGCUCUUGGAUUGUGGGGAAGGAACGUUUGGACAGCUCUGUCGCCACUAUGGAGAGCAAGUUGACCAAGUGCUGUGUAACAUAGCAGCUGUGUUUGUGUCUCACAUGCAUACCGAUCAUCAUUCGGGGUUGUUGAACAUCCUGAUGGAGAGACGGAGAGCUUUUGCAGCCCUUGGUCAGGCUUUCAGCCCUCUGUUUCUGGUAGCACCUGAACAAAUCAUGCCUUGGCUACACGAGUACCACAACCACUGUGAAGAGAUUCUUGGAGACAUCAAAAUGAUUUCUUCCCAGUCUCUUGUGAAAGGCUGGGAGAACACCAAACUGAAAGCCAAAUGGUUUGUCAGCUCUCUGUUGGAGAGCUAUGACUUGGCUGAGUUUCAGACUUGUGAAGUCCUGCACUGUAGAAACGCUUUUGCAUGUUCAGUGGUCCACAAAUCUGGCUGGAAGAUAGUCUAUUCUGGUGACACAAUGCCCUGCACGGCUUUAGUACAAAUGGGAAAGAAUGCUACCCUGCUGAUCCAUGAAGCAACGCUGGAAGAUGGCAUGGAAAAAGAAGCAAUAGAGAAGACGCACAGCACAACAUCCCAGGCAAUUCGGACUGGAAUGCAAAUGAAUGCAGAGUUCAUCAUGCUCAAUCAUUUCAGUCAGAGAUACGCCAAGAUCCCACUGUUCAGUGAAGACUUCAGCGGGAAGGUUGGAAUUGCAUUCGAUCAUAUGAGGGUACGUUUUGGUGACUUUCCAACCAUCCCAAAGCUGAUCCCGCCUCUGAAGGCUUUGUUUGCAGAUGAUAUAGUAGAAAUGGAGGAGCGGAAGGAAAAACGGGAGAUGCGCCUUCUGAAGGAGGCUGCUAUAGUCUUGGACAAACUGACUGGUGGGGAGAACAAGGAAGCACCAUGCCACAAAAGGAAACAAGCCAAGAACCAACAGGAACUAUCGAACAAAAAGCUCAAAACAGUCAACUGAAAGAAACAAGGCUUGCUCUGCUCUGCAAGAGAUGCCAUGCUCUCUACAGGCCUUGAGAGCGUGCGGUGCUGAGGGCUGCCCACGGACACCGUGGGAGAAGGGGGCUGGCCUCGGCGUCUGAGUUAGCUGGUCAUCAGUGGACCUCCAUGGGCGGAAGCAGCGUGAGUCCUUGUGCCGACAGUAUCUGCCCAUGCGGUUCCUGUUGCUGGGUCUUGCCAGUCUACAUGUCAAUUUUCCUUUAGGCAAAAGUUCUUCCCUCUGAACUGUUUUAAUACUUGGUUUUAUCCUAGAAGCUACUGAUAGUGUUAACAGCAGCAGCUGUGACCUUUGCAAGAUAUCAGGUUUGAGAAGCUGUUGAGAGGCUGUGGGUUUGCCAGAACAGGUCUCAGGUCAUGAAGAAUGUAUCAAGGUAUCAGAACCCAGCUCCCAGGAGAAAAUUCCACAGUAAAAUGGGACCCAAUUUAUUUUUAGGUUAAUUUAGGGAUGCAAACGCUGCUGUUUUCCCAUUUUAUUAUGGUUUUCUCAGCUGAUUUUUUUUUUCCUUAAGAUCAGUUUUCCAAACCCUUUAUUUGGAAUCUGAAUAAACCACUCGGCAUCUUACAGGAGGCUGUGUUUU
Messenger RNA from Cuculus canorus (common cuckoo), 3243 nucleotides. It is a transcript of the gene ELAC2, whose product is annotated as elaC ribonuclease Z 2. Gene Ontology annotation, molecular function: 3'-tRNA processing endoribonuclease activity. Gene Ontology annotation, biological process: mitochondrial tRNA 3'-end processing. Bases 471 to 2627 code for a protein of 718 amino acids. The record is from RefSeq and is a predicted model, not a curated record. Gene Ontology annotation, cellular component: mitochondrion. The transcript is spliced from 23 exons. NCBI's taxonomy places the organism in Eukaryota, Metazoa, Chordata, Aves, Cuculiformes, Cuculidae.